AUGCUUCCAGCCCAAGAGGCUGCCAAGAUCUACCACACCAACUACGUGAGGAAUUCGAGAGCAAUCGGUGUCCUGUGGGCUAUUUUCACUAUCUGCUUCGCUAUUAUCACGGUGGUGUGUUUCAUCCAGCCUUACUGGAUAGGAGACAGCAUCAACACCCCCCAGGCUGGCUAUUUCGGACUCUUUCACUACUGCAUUGGCAAUGGCUUGACCAGGGAGCUGAUCUGCAAGGGGAGCGCGCUGGAUUUUGGUUCCAUUCCCUCGGGAGCUUUCAAAACUGCCAUGUUCUUUGUCGGCAUCUCCAUGCUCCUGAUUGUCGGCUGCAUUGUCUGUUUCGGGCUGUUUUUCUUUUGCAAUUCGGCCACUGUCUACAAAGUCUGCGCCUGGAUGCAACUGGCGUCUGCCGCCAGCCUCAUAAUGGGAUGCAUGAUUUAUCCUGACGGUUGGGAUUCAGAUGCAGUCAAACAAAUGUGUGGGAACAAAACUGACAAGUACACUUUGGGAGAAUGUUCUGUGCGCUGGGCCUACAUUCUGGCGAUAAUUGGGAUCCUCGACGCUCUCAUUCUGUCUUUCUUGGCCUUUGUGCUUGGCAACAGACAAGACAGCCUCCUUCCUGAAGACUUCAAGGUAGAAAAUAAAGAUGGGGCCAAUGCCUAAUGCAGUCGUCAACUUCUAUCAGUCACGAGCUGCUCAAUGCACUCGUGACCGACAAGACAAAUUCUGGAAAAAAAAUCUUAGAACAGUAGAGAUUCGUCAGUAGCUGAAAUCAGCCAAAACGCAGUUCAUUAACGGGAUAAUUUUAAUGCUGCAAUCUGUGCCUCAUCCUGUGUAACUGCAUCGGAAUUGUAAUAGUCAAGAAAUGUGAUUUACGUUGUUUCAUUACAUUGGAGGCCAAUGUUACAUGGGCCAUAAAGUCAAGAGGAUUAAUGCGUUAACAGGUUCUGUACUCUGCCACUGUGUUGAUACUAAUAACCUCAUUAGCAAGAACGCUCCCGCAACAUUUCAUAAUAUUUUUCUUGGUUCAGAUCACGUUGGUUGUUCCAUAUAGCGCAUUUAACUGUGGACACAACAAGUAUUAGAGUCGGUGUUAUUAACGGGGUUCUACUAGAAAACAACCAAAAUUCAGUGUAUGGGUCGUGUAAUAACCUUUAUUGUGUAUUUAUGAGUGUACCUU
Callorhinchus milii (elephant shark) is the source of this 1174-nucleotide messenger RNA. Its product is annotated as LHFPL tetraspan subfamily member 3 protein-like. The coding region runs from base 1 to 657 and encodes 218 amino acids. Gene Ontology annotation, biological process: sensory perception of sound; detection of mechanical stimulus involved in sensory perception. Gene Ontology annotation, cellular component: plasma membrane. NCBI's taxonomy places the organism in Eukaryota, Metazoa, Chordata, Chondrichthyes, Chimaeriformes, Callorhinchidae. The record is from RefSeq and is a predicted model, not a curated record. The transcript has 4 exons.